This is a messenger RNA of Exophiala viscosa, 1896 nucleotides long. Its product is annotated as WD40-repeat-containing domain protein. The record is from RefSeq and is a predicted model, not a curated record. The transcript is spliced from 7 exons. Gene Ontology annotation, cellular component: cell tip; cell division site; nucleus. Bases 1 to 1896 code for a protein of 631 amino acids. Gene Ontology annotation, molecular function: protein binding. Lineage: Eukaryota; Fungi; Ascomycota; Eurotiomycetes; Chaetothyriales; Herpotrichiellaceae. Gene Ontology annotation, biological process: carbon catabolite repression of transcription.
AUGUUUGCUAUCCCUCCACCUCCUCGGUAUCCUACAAACCCCAAUCUUGCCGCUACAACACUCGAGACAGCGAAUACUUUGACACAACGGGAGGGACCUGAAUACACAUUCCAGGCUGGUGAAGGUAGAUAUGUCCUCCGAGACGACUUACAACUGGCGACCCCUCCUCCACAUCCUUCCGAAGCGCCAGUCAUAAAUCCCAACCCCUUGUCCACCAGUGUCGUCCCACCAACGACCGGGGUCAAGCUAUCGUUGGUUUCCUUAAAUCCGAAACAAGUGAGUCCGGAGAUAUACAGAACCACCACAGCUACCAGCAGUCUUCUACGAUGGAAGUCGCUGGGUCUAAACACUUCCAAAGAGCCUAAGGAGCCAAAGAAGCUUGAGGAGGUCAAGGAAAAAGAGCCAGAGAAGGAGCCCCGGUUGUCGAUCGAGACCACCAGCGACACCAGUAAUCCGGCGGGAUCGGCAAAUGGAAGUCACAAAUCCAGUACGGUGAAGGUUUUUGGCGAAGGAAACGCAGCGUUAUCGCCUGUUAUCAGCAGAGGGGAUAAUCUUAAGCGGCGGAAACCGAAGAACAACAUCGUUAAAAGUAACUCGUCUUUCGUAUCUCGUGUGAUCCCACAUGAAUCCAUGGCGAAGAAGCUUGCAGAAAGAGACCAGGGAGGGACGUUCUGCUUUGCCAACAUCAAUCGUGCCUUUCAGUGGCUCGAUCUCUCGUCGAGCGCCAAGCAGGAUCCCAUGACAAAGAUCCUCUUCACCAAGGCGCACAUGCUAUGUCACGAUGUCAAUCCAGCGACCAAGCACCAGACCCAUAUAGACGUUAUCAUGGGAUCUUCAGCGAGCGAUAUCAUCUGGUAUGAGCCGAUGUCCCAGAAAUAUGCUCGCAUCAACAAAAACGGUAUCAUCAACAAUUCGGCUGUGGCCAAGAUCAAAUGGAUACCCGGAUCGGAGAAUCAUUUUCUCGCGGCUCAUACGGACGGAAUGUUGAUCGUAUAUGACAAGGAGAAGGAAGAUGCGCCUUUUGUCUCGGAAGAGUUGGUGGACGAGGGCAUCAGCAUCGAGGAUGAAGACAAGUCCACGUUCGUCAUUACCAAAAGCGUCAACUCCUCCAAUCAGAGAGCGAAUCCGGUGGCUUGUUGGCGGAUAUCGACUCAAGCCAUCACCGACUUUGCCUUCUCGCCGGACAGCAAGCAUCUUGCCGUGGUCGGAGACGAUGGCUAUCUGCGCAUAAUUGACUAUCUGCACGAAAGGUUAACUGACAUCUACUCAUCCUAUUACGGCGCAUUUACCUGUGUCUGCUGGUCGCCUGACGGCAAGUACGUCCUCACUGGAGGUCAAGACGACCUUGUGACCAUCUGGUCCUUACAUGAACGAUCAAUCAUUGCAAGAUGUCAUGGCCACGACUCAUGGGUAACGGCCGUCGCGUUCGAUCCUUGGCGGUGUGACGAGAAGACGUACCGUUUCGGCAGUGUGAGCGAUGAUUGCAAACUUCUUCUAUGGGAUUUCAGUGUCGGGAUACUCCACCGACCGAAAGGGACCAUCGGACGACCCAGAGGGAGCAUAUCGGCGCAGUCAGUAUCGCUGCUACGUCAACGAACGGAGAGCGCGAGCGUUAUAAAUCGAGUCCGGUCCGACUCGAAUCGUACGGGCAGCAUCCAGGCCGACGUUGUGGACGAAUCCGAAUUUCUCAAUCAUGACGUCGAACCCAGAGCGCGAACUGCUCUACUGCCACCUGUUAUGUCCAAGAAGAUCGACGAACAUCCGCUGAGUGGUCUGGCGUUCGAGCAGGAUUGUAUUAUCACAUCGUGUCUAGAAGGACAUGUACGCACUUGGGAUCGACCUACAGAAGCCCCUGGUAGCAGCCAGAUCGACUUGUCGGACAAGCCGCGGACGUGA